Pochonia chlamydosporia 170 is the source of this 1545-nucleotide messenger RNA. RefSeq names its product MFS transporter. NCBI's taxonomy places the organism in Eukaryota, Fungi, Ascomycota, Sordariomycetes, Hypocreales, Clavicipitaceae. The transcript is spliced from 4 exons. The record is from RefSeq and is a predicted model, not a curated record. Gene Ontology annotation, cellular component: membrane. Gene Ontology annotation, biological process: transmembrane transport. Gene Ontology annotation, molecular function: transmembrane transporter activity. The coding region runs from base 1 to 1545 and encodes 514 amino acids.
AUGACUUCUUCAGCACAUCAAGAUGAACGUCGCCCUCUUCUUCAGGGAAGCCCAACCCGGGGAGAACAUGACGGCGCACCUUUACGAUCUGUCGACGGCAGCAACGGGCCAUGGCGACGCUUUUUGCAGCUGUUGCCGUUCUUGUUGAUGUUCACAGCAGUCGAAGUCGGCGCAUCUCUUCUAUCAAUCGCUGAAAGUCAGAUCAUAGAGGGUGUUGUUUGUCGCAAAUACUACCCCGAUGUCUUCGAAUCGUCCGUUGACCCGCGUUGCAAGAACGAAGAUGUGCAGUCUGAGCUAUCCAUGCUUCAAGGAUGGGAGCUGCCUUUUGCUCUGGUCCCGGGACUGCUCACUACGAUCCCCUACGGCAUUGUCGCCGACAAGUAUGGUCGCAAACUUGUUCUUAUCCUCUCUCUAAUCGGUGUUGCGCUGUCUCAAUUCGUUGACCUCGUUGUUUGCCGUUUUCCAGACACGUUUGACAUUCGGUUGAUAUGGCUUGGUGCUUCCAUGUCCGUCGUCGGAGGUGGUCCUUUUGUUUUCACCGCCAUGAUGUUCACUAUGGCCAGCGACAUUUCUACAGAAGCGCAACGUUCUACUACCUUCUUCCAUCUUACCGCCAUGGCCAUUGCUGGGCAAUUGGUGGCUGCCCCGUUGGCUUUCGUCGCCAUGGCUCGUGGUGAAUGGUUCGCAGCUUCGGUUGGAUUCUUGUGUGUUCCAACCGCCAUCUUGGUCGCCAUUGCUUCCCCAGAGACUCAGCGCAAAGGUUCAGCUGUGCAUGGUGAGACCACUCCUCAGGAUGACCUCCCUGGAACUGUGGCCGGCAAAUCUAGCAUUACAUGGGGCGCAUUGCGGCCAAAGAUCUCCAACGCCGUGCGAGAAGCGUUCGGAUCGAUCCGAUGCCUAUUCUGGGAGAACAAGAGGCUAGGCUUGCUUCUUCUUACAUUCUUGUUCACCACACUCGGCCGAUACGUGUCUAUCAUCCAGAUGCAGUAUGUCACCAAGCGAUUUUCCUGGUCUUGGUCGCAGGCCGGCCUCUUAUCCUCCAUCACUGCCGGAAUGAAUCUCAUACUGGUAGUUUCCAUCUUGCCGUUUGCGAGUCGAGUCCUUUUGGGCAAAAUGCAGCUCAGUCCAUUAUUCAAGGAUUUGUGGAUUGCCCGAGCCAGUAUCGUCGCCCUCGUCGUGGGAUCAUUUGGCAUAGGUAUCGCGAACCAAUCCGUCCUGCUGCUAUUCAGCUUGGCCAUAUAUUCACUUGGCGCCGGUUACACUCCAGCCAUGCGGAGCCUGUUAGCUCUGGUGGCAGAGGAUCAACACGUCGGCAUGCUGUUCACGGCUCUGAGUGUCCUUGAAAAUUUUGGAAAUUUGAUCGCCGGGCCGUUGAUGGCCACCACCUUUAGAAUCGGCUUGUCUUGGGGAGAACCUUGGAUUGGCCUGCCUUUCAUUGCCGCAGCUUGCUUGCUAGCUUGUGGAGCUGCAAUCGUGUUUGGCGUCUCGUUUUCCCGCAAGGAUGAUAAAACCAAGGUAGUGGAUGACCAAGAUGAGGCGGCUUAG